Molecule: messenger RNA, 6210 nt
Organism: Lymnaea stagnalis (great pond snail)
Lineage: Eukaryota; Metazoa; Mollusca; Gastropoda; Lymnaeidae
Source: the annotation of a GenBank genome assembly
AUUUAGUAAUAAUUUAUUGCUUCAGGAUUUCUUGUACUUCCAGCUCUUCUGUUUCAGAAAUACAUUAUUUGCAUUAAACAAAUUUCAAGGUUUUUGGUCGGAUUGGAGACUUCGAGUUAACGGAGAGACGUAAAGUUAUCACAAUCAUUGUCAACAGCACGAUGUAAGGUUUUUCUUUCUUAAUAAAUUUAUCUCUCCAUUUGUACAAUAAAUACAUUUUUAUUUAAAAUAACAACAAACCCUUCCAUAAGAUUUCAUUAGUGUUUUGAUAUUCAGCUUUGUCUUUAACUUCAGCCUUCAGUAGUCAUUUAAAGUACUCUUUUCCUAGUUAGUAGUCUAGUCUACUAGUAGUGGUACUUUACUUUUACACUUACACUUUGCAGUUUGCUCUUUGUUGUAAUUUUAUUGGUAGCUAAGUUAAAGUAUGUAAUUGAAUAAUUUGUAAUGUAAUUAAUAAUCGUCACUGCCAUAUUAAUAUAAUGGUAAAAGUGCAGUUGACAAUAUUAACUGUAUUGAGUAUUGUAAAUAAUCUUAUCAGUCAUUAUCAUUGUUUUUUUUUACCCUUUUUUAAAGUUAAAGUAUAACUCUUUAAUAUAACUUAUAGGGGCCCUAAUACUUAGUAGGGGGUGGUUUAUUUUUGUUAUAUGUAUAUAUAUAUGGCAUGGGAUGGGGGUGGUCUAGUUUAGAGCAAUCAAUAACUGAGCAAGCAAUUUAAUAUAAUAUAAAUUAUAAAUUUAAUUUAUAUUAACAAUUCAAAUUCAUUAUUUUUUUUGUAAAAUUUUUAUAUUCUUAUUUUUUGCAAAAUUAUUUAAUAAUUAGCCUUGAUUAUUAAAAACUAAAAUUUAUUUCUUACUUACAAAAAAUAGAUUUUUAUCUUUUUGAUUUGCCUGAAAUUUGCUUGUUUUGGCUAUGGACUUUUCUAUCACUUGUUUGGAGGGGUGGGAGAGGCUAGAGAUUUAUAUAUUAGAGGGAUGGGGGUCAAUGGAAAUGUUAUUUAAUACUUAUGUCAUAUGGGGUAGGGCUGGGUAAAAAAUAAAAAAUGUCAUAUGUUUGUGUCAUAUAAUAUGUGCACGGGGCCCUAAUGAGUAAUGGCUGUGGCUAUUCGGACCCAGGUAUGGGAAGUGAGAGGUUUGGUUUAUAAAGUUAUUAAAAAUUUGGUAUCAAAUGAAAGAUGAUAAAAACAAGAAGUCAGUACAGGAGCUCCUCAUUCCUGCCAAAGACAAUUAGGGACUGGAACAAGCUUCCAAAAGCAACAGUUGAGGCGGCUACACUUGACACAUUUGUGUCUAUUGGCUCCUGUCUUUCAACCCCCAGUUCAUAACACCACUGCUGAGCAGCCAUUGCAACCAGUGAAAUAUCCCCUUGAAAACCAUGCACAGUAACAUCGCGAACCCCUCUCAAACAAUGGAGCCAGAAUGAUCAAUUCAUUGGUCCUGGGCCCUCAAAAUAAAGAAAAAGAAGAAGAUAAUUGACUGGACCAUAUUUUUGUAAACUUACUUCUUCAGUUUAACUAAAAUAAACUUCCAUAAAUGACAUCCGAAUAGGAUUUAAAGGGACCUGGGUACACAUAGCUGCUAUUUUAAAAUAAAUUGCUUUCAAAUCUGUUUAACAAAUUUCAUUGUGAGGGUAACUAAAUUUUUGACAAUUAUGUGACAGUAAUGAUGUCCAAUGUCUGCCAAAAUAGCGUGAAGACAUUUAUGGGUGGCCCCUUACUCUAUAUAAUUCACCAUAAAUGUGUUAAGUUCCAUGAUUCUAGUCAGGUUGCCCAAAAGAAGGUUAAAACAAUUUGCUUUGAGAUCUAAAGAUGAAGCUUUUAAAAGUCUUCUAAUGGAAUGAGGAUUGUAAGCCUACUUAAUUUAAAAUGCUAAUUCAAUUAAUAAAUGAAAGUAUGCAAUUUAAUUUUGUAAAUUAAUCUUUGCUUCUUUAUCAUGGACAGGUCUGAAUACUGGAAAUCGGUUCCAAGAAAGUUUUGUGACUUUUGCAAAUGUUGGAUCACUGAUAAUAAACCGGUAAGUCCAAAAACUUCCUUCUAAAAUCAACUGUUUAUUUUAAGAAACGUUCUUCAAUUUAUUGAAUGUCUGAUUAAAAUGUAAAUUUUUUAAAAUUAAUAAUUUUUAUAAAGUGAAAUUGCUGGCAUCCAUCCGUCACAAUGUGACGAUGGUGUGAACUUCACAGAACGAAUUCUGGAAUGGGAUUAUUCUUCUAGGAAUUAAAGCUGGUUCCCCUCUCCACUCCGCUGGAUAAAACCAAGGGAACAUCAUGUGGAUGAUAUAGCAUGGCACCUGUAGCGUCGCAGGAGUUGAUGGAUUGAUUCAUUGUUCCAAUGUUAUCCCCCUACGGGACUCCAUCUCCGGGUUUGAAUUCAGAGUUUCGUUCUCUUAGAUGAGUUGCCAUCCAAGGUUAACCGGGGUGCUGGUGAUGUUUUUGCUUGACUGGGCUUUGAACUCCAGACCAUCAACUUGAGAUUUGCUCAGUUUUGACCCCUCAGCCACCCAAUUAUAAUUAUGGCAUAAACAUAAAUGUAUGUUUUUGAAUAAACUAAACUAUUUAUUUCUUUAAUCAGAACUAAAAUUAGAUUAUUAAGAAGAAUUAUGUCUAAGAAUUCUUUAGAAUAUUUUCCCCAACCUCUUUGCAUAGUUCAAGGAAAAUAAUAAAUGCAUUUUGUUGUUUUGAAAAUACAAAAAAAAAAAUAAUAAUAAAUUUAAUAACUUAUUUCAUUUUAGAGUGUUGAAUUUCAUGAAAGAGGAAAACGACAUCAAGAAAAUGUGGAGCUCAGGCUCAAGGAGGUAGGGCUACUAUUUUAAAAUGGAAAAUUAAUCUUCUGGAUCACUAUAACUCAUAUUUAAAAAAUGAAAUACCCCUUUUUCCACUGCUAACAUAAAGCAAGAAUAAAUUCAUAAUAAUUUCAUUCUAACAUUUAAUCAAAGUCACUUCCCUGAAUAAUAAAACAUUUUUGUUUAAAGUGAAACCUGUUUUUUAAUUUCCAUUUAGGUUUAGUGGAGGUGCUAUUUCAUCAAUAACUUAAUUUAAUCUAAUUUUAUAAAGGAUUGAUCAAAAUUUUAAUUUAAAAAAUUAAACCAAAAUGUAUUAUAUUUAAAUGAAGUCUUCAUAAAUUAAACUUCAAUUAAAGCAUUUGAAAUCCUGAUUUUUUAAACUGGGUACAAAAAGGAAGUGACAGCAAUGACAUACAAAUAGAAAACCAAAAGGUGAACUAAAAUAUAGCUUUCAUUCUCAUUAAUUACUUUUAAGGUCAAUAAUAGUAUCAUAUUGUACCAAAGGUUCGUAAAAAAAGUCUCCAGAACUCGAUGACAGAAGAUCAGAUGAAGAAAGAUAUGGAAAAAAUGGAAAAGGUAAACAAUAAAAACUUAUGAGCCUUAUACCCUUCCUGGGGUAAGAUAUUCUAACAAUAGAUUAAGUAUAUUAAACAAAUUAUUGCUCUCGAUUAUUUUUUAAUGAGAUAUAAAAUUGUAGAUUUAUUUUGAUUUUAUAUUAGUUAACUCUAUUUAUCUUCUCAUAGAUCUUGCAUUUAUCUUAACAUAGAUCUCUUAGUCUUAUGUCUUCCCAUUUUUUUGAUGGUCUUCUACAGGCAGCAUUGGAAGCAUUCAAGAAAGAUUUGAAAGAAAAUCCUGAGCUUGCUGCAAAGUAUGGCAUUUCAUUAGAGCCAAAACCUCACUCUAGCAGUAAGAUGAAUGAUUUUUAUAAAUGCAAAGACAAAAAGAAUGCAUAUUUUUUUAUUAAGUGAAAUUAGUGUUUACAAAUUAAAAUUUAUAUAUGAUUUUCCAGGUAAAACUUUUGAGGAGGAAAAAAAUAACGAAAAGGGACAAAAAGAAGUCACUGUGAAAGAAUGGUUCGAAGCUGUAUCACCAGAGGGUCAUCAUUAUUACUGGAAUACCGCGACAGGAGGUAUUCAUUUAAGAUAAUAUUUUUAACCUGCAACUCAUAUACCAGUGAAUAAGUAUAUAUAUUCUUCAAUCUUUGACAUCGACCACCAAUAUACUUCUGCUGUUUACUAAAUGUCAUGGUAAAUAAUGAUAGAGGCAUAAAUUAGUAUUUGUUAUCGAUGGUAUAAAUUAAAAUUUCUUUGGAGUAAAAUAGAUGGCUGGUAUUUAACUGUGUGGGUAUAUGUUUAAAAUUAUAAAGAUUAAAAAAAAUUAAAAACUCACAGAGGACAUCCUUAUUCCUUACUAUGAAGCAAAUAUUCCUAACAGAAACUUUUUGUGAUCAGAAUCAAUAUGGGAGCCUCCAGAUGAUUACUUGUCAUUAGCCGAGCAAGAAGCACUCAAAACAAGUUCUAAAGAGGAAUCUUCUGACUUACAUGACACCAUCAAGGAUAGACAUGACACCAUCAAGGAUAGUGAACCCGUAAGUGGAUUAGGGAUUUUUUUUGUAACAAUAGGAGUUGAAGAGCAUUAUGAUUCUCAUGCUCAUUAAGACAGUUUUUUUCAAAGAAAAGUUUUGCUAAAUUUUUAAGAUAAUGUGUGUAAUGUUUUAUUUUAUUGUGCUCUAGAUGAGUAAACUUCUAACCAAUUAAAAAAACAAACAAUUUCAUCUUUCAUUUGUUUUCAUAAUCUGAUACAUUUAAUUAAUUAUAUUUACUAAUUAGAAACUAAAACAUUAUGACUUUUUUUUCUCCAUAAGGUCCCAGAAUCAAAGGAAGACAUUACAUUAACUACAAGAGUUGAUCCUAGCCACAGCCGGUCUGCGUAUGGGUCAUGGAGUGUUGUUAAAGAAGCUGAGUGAGUAAAGUAAAGCUUAAAGUACAAAUAUUUCUAAAAUUAACUUUAAAAAAUAGGAAAAAAGUACAUAUUCCUUGAAAUUGCUUUAUAUUUUCAUUUGAACAGGAGUGAACUAGAGUUUUGUUAUGAAAGUGAUGAGACUAGUCAGAGAAAUAUCAUCAGAUGGCGAAAUUUUUAUAAAGAAAAUAGUUACAUCCUUGGAAAUAUUUCAGCACCCUUCAUUUAAACAUAUCUUCAUACAUCAUCAAAAUAUCCAUUAUUGUACCAUUUCAAUUUAUUGAUUUAAAGAUGCAUAUAUAUGAAUAUAUCAUGCCUCCAUUUUAUCUACACAUCCUAUAAAGUUCUAUUUUUUCCACAGAGUAAGGCAACAGUAAUGAUUUUUUUUAAUAUUAAAAAAAUAAAAUAAAAUCAACUAUGUUUGUCAUCUUCAGGCAGCCACAUGUUUAUGAUGAGACCAGUGCACCUCCUUCAUUGGAUGACAUUCCUCUACCACAGCAUGCCACUGACGAAGCAAAUACUGCCCCCAAAAAGCCAAGAUUUAAAGAAAAAACUGUCUCAUCCCUGGCCUCAAAUACUGGAGAAGUUGUUGCAUUCAAAAAGAGAAAAAUUGCAGCAGGUGCUAGAAAUGUCAGGCAUAAAAUUGGGGAUGAAUAGUGUUGAGAUUUUUAGGCGAUUUUAAAAUGUGAAAAGUUACAUUUUCUACAAUUAGUGUAAAAAAAUCAAUGACAGUGGUAUUUGGUCACAGAAAUAAUUGUGUUUACUACCUGUCAGCUAUAAACUGUAGAGCAUCAAUCUUCACAAUUUGUGUUGCUCUGUCUUUUGACAAGGCAGUAGUGUCCACUUUUCUGGUAUCUUUUCAAGCUUUUCAAGCACAGCUUGGACAUUUUAAUUCAGGCAAGAAAUUCUGACCAGGAAAGCUUGAAAGGAACAUUUGUAUUUUUUAUUGCCUGCAAUGCAGUAAGGUCACAAAAGAAUAUAAACAAUUUUGGGGUUAAAUAUAUUUAAUAUGAAAUGACUCUGAUGAUAUUUUACUCCUAAUCAUAGUGUUUAUAUGGAACACGUUUUAAAGUGAGAUCCCAUUUGGAAUGAAAAUCAUCUUGUACAUGGAAAAAGGCUUGUGUUUAAGUUUAAUAAAAAAAAAAUAUAUCUAUCUGUAAAAAUUAUAAAUGGUUAGCCAGGAAGUAAUCAAAAGAUGUAACUUAAUUUGGACAACUUGUGUUGUCAGGUUUUUGGAAACUAUACUUUAAAAGAGCUAGAAGACAUUGAUUUUGAAACAGAAGUAUAUGCAAAAUAAAAAUAAAAAACAACUUUUUAUUGUUGUCAAAUAUUUUAAUGAAAACAAAAGUACUUUAUACAUAUUUUAUUUACACAAUAAUUAAAAUUAUAAAUCAUGAUGGUGGUACAUUUUUCAAUUCUUGAUGCUAUUCUUAUUUUAUAGUAUUAUACACAAUUCCACACUUGGCAAGAUAAUCUG